CAGGUAAACUACAUGGUUAUGUACCCAAACGAUGCCAUGUAUUUGGCAAAAGUGGACGACUGGUCCAUGUACGACUUGUCUUGUGUGACGAAGUUCUGCGCAGGAGCUUCCAUGUUGCCACCGUCAACCGUCAGAGCCAUGAGGAAAAUGUUUCCGAAUCUUAGUCGACCAAUUGGACAGAUAUAUGGUAGCACAGAAAUGCUACUGGCCAUCACCUCGAAUUCGCUAAUGUGCCCCGAAACGGAAGCUGGGAUCGGAGUGCUGAAUCCAUACACGAAAUGCAAGGUUGUGAGCUUGGAGGAUAACAGGGCGUUGGGACCGAACGAGCGUGGAGAGUUUUGGAUUCACACUCCUUUUCUGAUGAAGAACUACCGAAAUCGCCCGGACUUGACGGAGAACGCGGUGACACCCGACGGAUGGUACAAAACUGGGGAUUACGGUUACUACGACAACAAUCAACAUCUGCACAUCGUCGAUAGGGUUAAAGAUCUGAUCCAUCUCUCCAGUGGAGAAAUCAGCCUCUUGGUAAUGAUCGCUUUUGCAAGCUCGUAG
Messenger RNA from Notodromas monacha, 552 nucleotides. NCBI's taxonomy places the organism in Eukaryota, Metazoa, Arthropoda, Ostracoda, Podocopida, Cyprididae. The record is from the annotation of a GenBank genome assembly.